AUGUUUGCUUUCAGAGGCUCCAAGAACUUAGUUCACAACAGAUUUACCGAGGAAGAUGAUCAAAAGCUCAAACAGCUCGUUAACGAGUACGGCGAAAACAAUUGGGAUAUUAUUGCCAAAAAGAUGAAGGGAAGGAACAAAAGGCAAUGUCGCGAUAGAUGGAACAGAUACUUAGCACCAAAUGUGAACCAUAGUGAAUGGACAGUUGAAGAAGAAAAGCUUCUUAUGAGUUUAGUACCAAUAUUAUCCCCGAGAUGGCGUGAGAUUGCAAAGCAUUUUAGCGGUAGAAACGAUAUACAGAUUAAGAAUAGAUAUAAAAUGAUUCAAAACAGAUUAUUGCAUGAAAAUCAAAAAGAGAAUGUUAAACAGCAAAUUAAAACACCAGUAACACAGCCGAAUACACUUGUCUAUGGACAGCCAAUCCAAUUACAAGAAGCUCAUAUAAGCUUAGAUGAUGAAUUUAAUUCUGAUUUUGCAUUCAACGAAGAAGCAGAUGAUUUUAGUAUAUUUUGCUCUUUUGAGUGA
This is a messenger RNA of Trichomonas vaginalis G3, 525 nucleotides long. RefSeq names its product RNA polymerase II transcription regulator recruiting protein. The record is from RefSeq and is a predicted model, not a curated record. NCBI's taxonomy places the organism in Eukaryota, Parabasalia, Trichomonadida, Trichomonadidae. Gene Ontology annotation, biological process: regulation of DNA-templated transcription. The transcript has a single exon. The coding region runs from base 1 to 525 and encodes 174 amino acids. Gene Ontology annotation, cellular component: nucleus. Gene Ontology annotation, molecular function: RNA polymerase II cis-regulatory region sequence-specific DNA binding; DNA-binding transcription factor activity, RNA polymerase II-specific.